UUAAUAGGACAAUUCCUACCUCUACAUGCUGCUUGAGUUUGUCUCCGGAGGAGAAAUGUUCUCUCACUUGAGGAGAAUAGGCCGUUUUAGCGAGUCUCAUUCAAGGUUCUAUGCUUCACAGAUCGUGUUAGCUUUUGAGUACCUCCACUACUUAGACAUUGUCUAUAGAGAUCUGAAGCCUGAGAAUCUUCUCAUUGAUCAGCAUGGCUACGUUAAAGUAACUGACUUUGGUUUUGCAAAGCGUGUUAAAGGCAGGACUUGGACCCUUUGUGGUACUCCUGAGUAUUUGGCUCCUGAAAUCAUCCUCUCCAAGGUAUACUAUACACACAUUCAUUAUAUAUGA
Messenger RNA from Amphimedon queenslandica, 343 nucleotides. RefSeq names its product cAMP-dependent protein kinase catalytic subunit-like. Bases 26 to 343 code for a protein of 105 amino acids. Gene Ontology annotation, cellular component: cAMP-dependent protein kinase complex; cytosol; nucleus. Gene Ontology annotation, molecular function: ATP binding; cAMP-dependent protein kinase activity. NCBI's taxonomy places the organism in Eukaryota, Metazoa, Porifera, Demospongiae, Haplosclerida, Niphatidae. The transcript has 4 exons. The record is from RefSeq and is a predicted model, not a curated record. Gene Ontology annotation, biological process: protein phosphorylation.